Gracilinanus agilis (Agile Gracile Mouse Opossum) is the source of this 4057-nucleotide messenger RNA. It is a transcript of the gene PSMD12, whose product is annotated as proteasome 26S subunit, non-ATPase 12. Gene Ontology annotation, cellular component: nuclear proteasome complex; proteasome regulatory particle, lid subcomplex; cytoplasm. The record is from RefSeq and is a predicted model, not a curated record. The transcript is spliced from 13 exons. Bases 1863 to 3233 code for a protein of 456 amino acids. Lineage: Eukaryota; Metazoa; Chordata; Mammalia; Didelphimorphia; Didelphidae.
GCUGCUUGCUUCCUUCCUCCUCACGCUGAGAGCAUGUCAAGGUUUGGGUUCGUGGGUUUUCCCCUCCCUUUUCUCCCCCCUUUAAGAGAUCCCCCCACUCCACCCCUCCUUCACAACCCUAUGUGUACAAAAUCACAAAGGGAGCGAGACCCGCUCGAAAUAGCUCGGGUUUAGCAGCCCGGACUGUAAAAGGGAGCGAUUGAGAUCUGGACCUGCCGGACCCCGGGGAAGGAGAGAGAAGGAAAUGUAAAAUUUUCGAAUUUAAAUUAAUGCACAAAGCGCCCCCCUUCCCCUCCAAAAACGAAAUCCACCAAUCCACCGCUUCCCGCCCCCCACUCCUUUUCCCCAGUCUUCCCAAAUGUUAAUGUCACCAGGAGCCCAUUGCAGCUGAAGAGAGAGGAGAGAUGCUGAUUUCACCAGACAAAGGCUUGAUAUAUUUUCCUCCUCGGGCGGUAAGCAAGAUUUCCAGUCCCCUCCUAAGGCAACUCCCGGUUUCGCUGAAGCUGGGGUGGAAAGGAGGAACAAUCCUCGCUCUGCAUUGCCUUGCUUCUAGGUUCCCCAACCUCUGUUUCUGAGAAGGGGAGGGCGGGAAGGAGCUACCUUUUUUAUUUUUUCCACUCCUCCCCCUCCCCCUUCUCUCUUCCCGGGGCUCGGUGCGUGCCUGGGAGUUUGUAUCCACCUGGACUUGGACUGGAGAGUCCCCGCCGCAGCCCGCAGUAAGCUCCAGACCGGGCUAAGUGGGAGACAGAGCGUGAGUCUGACAUCAGCAGCAGCGGGGAGAAUAGCCCCAUCGGGCUAAAGGGGUUAUGGUACAGCAAAGAAUGUGGAGGAUUAAAUUCAAACAGCUUGUCACUCGGAGGCUGCUGCCAGCGAACUGAAGCAGAACUGCCCCAAGAGCUGAAGAGCUCUGCUGGGAGGUGGGGGGUGAAGGGGAAUGAAUGUUUUCUCUUGAGUCUCUUUUGAGUCUUGAGUCUUUUCUGGCUUUUUACCUAUGGAUCACAUUGCUGGGCCCGAGAUGUACGUUCAGAAAACUCCUAUUUUUUUUUUUUUUUUUGGUAGAUCUACUUUGGGAAAGCUUUUGGAGGAGAUAAUAUCCUUAGGUAGAAUUUCAUCAAUACCCAGUUCCCAGAACUAACAUUUUCACUGCUCAAACUAGGAAUGUGGUUUGCUUAAUUAAUCCAUCCCAUGGAGUGGUGACAAAAUAAGGGAUGGAAAGAGACUAAGCGUAGAGUUAAGUACUCGGAGAGGGGGAGACUAGACUUGUAAACUGGGGGCUUUGAAUGCCAGGCCAAAUAGAAAGCUUGGACUUCAUUUGGAAUUGGCAUAUUUACUUUAAAGUUUGUAAAAUGUUUUACCAACCCCAUCUCUUGUCAGACAAUGGAGAAGACACAGAAGAUUCCUGAAACUGAGAAGUAGGAGAAAUUGAGUCAACAGAUUGUUUGAAGGGGAACAAAUCAAUCUCUAUUCAAUACAACAACACAAGAAGCACAAAGGACAAGAAGGAUCAUCUCUAAACGACGGCCUGACAGCUAGACGUAGGUUAAGAUCAGCGCCUUGGUGAAGAAAACCCCACAGUUGUGAGAAAAAAUAUACAAUACCACCAAAACGCAGCACCUCUGGGCGGGGCGCCACCGCCCCUCGGGAGCUGACUCCGCCCCUUCCUGGUGUCCGCCGCAAUGCCUGUCUAAGCAGAGGGGUCCUUCGGGGAGGCCUUGGUUGGGGCGCCCUUCUCUGCGCCUGUACGAAUUCCGUAUGUGACUGGCUGUGGAGAGGCGGCGGAUCCUGUUUGGGGUGAGUGGAGCUACGGCGGCGUCUGUGGCGGCUUCGGCAUCUGAGGAGGUUCUCAGACUCGAGCAGCGACCAUGGCGGACGGCGGAGCGGAGCGGGCAGAUGGGCGCAUCGUAAAGAUGGAAGUGGACUACAGCGCCACAGUGGACCAGCGCCUGCCCGAGUGCGAGAGUAUGGCCAAGGAAGGAAGACUUCAAGAAGUAAUUGAAACUCUUCUGUCUUUGGAAAAACAAACCCGUACUGCUUCUGACAUGGUGUCUACAUCUCGAAUUUUGGUUGCAGUAGUGAAGAUGUGCUAUGAAGCUAAAGAGUGGGAUUUUCUUAAUGAAAAUAUUAUCCUUUUGUCAAAAAGGAGGAGUCAAUUAAAACAGGCAGUUGCAAAAAUGGUUCAGCAGUGCUGCAUUUAUGUUGAGGAAAUCACAGAUCUUCCCAUCAAACUUCGAUUAAUUGACACUCUUCGAAUGGUGACAGAAGGAAAGAUAUAUGUGGAAAUUGAACGGGCUCGAUUGACUAAAACACUAGCAACAAUCAAAGAACAAAGUGGUGAAGUCAAAGAGGCAGCAUCCAUUUUGCAAGAGCUUCAGGUGGAAACCUAUGGAUCAAUGGAAAAGAAAGAGAGAGUGGAAUUUAUCUUGGAGCAAAUGAGGCUUUGUUUAGCUGUGAAGGAUUACAUUCGUACUCAGAUCAUCAGCAAAAAAAUUAACACCAAAUUUUUUCAAGAAGAAAAUACAGAAAAGUUAAAGUUGAAAUAUUAUAAUUUAAUGAUUCAACUGGAUCAACAUGAAGGUUCCUAUUUGUCCAUCUGUAAACACUACAGAGCUAUAUAUGAUACUCCUUGUAUCCAGGCUGAAAGUGAAAAGUGGCAGCAAGCUCUGAAGAGUGUAGUUCUUUAUGUUAUUCUGUCCCCCUUUGACAAUGAACAGUCAGAUUUGGUUCACCGAAUAAGCAGUGACAAAAAGUUAGAAGAAAUUCCCAAGUAUAAAGAUCUUUUAAAGCUUUUUACUACUAUGGAAUUGAUGCGUUGGACCACACUAGUUGAAGAUUAUGGAAAGGAAUUAAGAGAAGGUUCUCUUGAGAGUCCUGCAACAGAUGUUUUUGGUUACACGGAAGAAGGUGAAAAAAGAUGGAAAGACUUGAAAAACAGGGUUGUGGAACAUAAUAUUAGGAUAAUGGCUAAGUAUUAUACCAGGAUAACAAUGAAACGGAUGGCUCAACUUCUGGAUCUUUCUGUUGAUGAAUCAGAAGCAUUUCUUUCAAACUUAGUAGUCAAUAAGACCAUCUUUGCUAAAGUAGACAGGUUGGCAGGAAUUAUCAACUUCCAGAGACCAAAGGACCCAAAUAACUUACUAAAUGACUGGUCUCAGAAACUGAACUCAUUGAUGUCUUUAGUUAACAAAACCACACAUCUCAUAGCAAAGGAGGAGAUGAUACAUAAUCUACAAUGAGGGAUUCAAUACCCUAAAGUUUUUAAGAAAGCAUUACAAUUGGAGGUCAUAAAGACUAUUAUUACAGUAUACCUGUUGGGUUUUUCCCCUCUUAUUACCAAUUCCCUAGUCUGAAAUUUAAAAAAAUGAGUAAAAAUAUGUGAGACAUUAUUUGGACGUUGUUUUCUUGAUUUCUAAUUGUUUAACUUUGCUUUUUGCAUUUGGUGCAAGAAUAUAAUACAGUGGUAUUGUUUAAUCAAAAUUGUAACUUACAGAAAAAUCUUUUUCUAUUGUUAAAAAUUUUUAGCAAUUUAUCAUUUGUUUUCAUCCAGCUAACAACAAUAAUAAAAAAUAGUAUAUGCAUUUUUUUACUUUCCAUGGUUUCUUCUAUUUCUGAAUAUUAAUUAUGACAAAGGUUUGGCAAGUAUUUUGUAAAGUAAAAUGUAUCCUUUGGCAAACUCAUUAGGUUGAAUUAAAAAUGCAAUAGAGAUAAUGUUUUUAAAAUGGCUUACAUGAACGUAAGUUUGUAGUUGUACUGGGCUUUAUAAAUCAGCCUAUGUUCAACAAUUAUGUUAAAGACCUCCUUGACUGUAUCUCUACAGACUGACUAGAUUUACCAUUCAGGUAGUCACUUGGACUAUUCUCUUUUAUUGUCCUGACCAGUUGUUUGAAAUUAAUAAAUCCUAUGAUGGCAUUGGCAUGUUGACCAGCUUAAAUCGUGUUAAAUCUUACCUUACUGAUUUUUAAUAUAACAGAUUAUUUUAGUUUGUUGAUCUUAGAUGGUUUUCCUUAAAUUUUAAGGGUUCAAAAUUGCCCCCCCCCCUUUUUAAGCUAUUGCUAUUUAA